Messenger RNA from Capsella rubella, 725 nucleotides. RefSeq names its product S-protein homolog 30. Bases 49 to 444 code for a protein of 131 amino acids. Lineage: Eukaryota; Viridiplantae; Streptophyta; Magnoliopsida; Brassicales; Brassicaceae. The record is from RefSeq and is a predicted model, not a curated record. The transcript has a single exon.
ACUCCUAGUAUCUCAUGUUCAUUCAUAGAAAAUUAUUUUCAGGAAAAAAUGAAUCGUCACAUAGCUUUUUUGUUAGUUAUCACUUUGUCUUUCGGAUUCAAUGAAGCUUGCAAAGAGUGCACUCUAAUCAUUCAAAACCUACUAACUCCUGGUAGUAAUCUCAAAGUCAUUUGCGAAUCCAACAGAAAGGAUAGAGUAAACGGCGAAGUGAAGUUCAAAAGUAAUCCAGUUCAAAUAAAUUUCAAAGAGGCUUAUCUUGAAAGGACAACAUGGCAUUGCAUGUUGCGGCAAGGUGCGUAUUCUCAAUACUUUAGAGCAUACAGAGGAAGUGCUCCAGUUCCUCGAUGCGGUGAGUUACGUGUAUACAUUGCCAAACCUGAUGGCAUUUAUUUAUCCAAAAACCGUGGUCCUGAAAAGCUCGACUACCGUUGGAACAAAAACUAAGGGCAACCUUAACGGCGAGGUUCUAAUUAAUUAAACAAUAUUAAAUAACAAUAAAGGAAAAGAGAAGCUGUAAUUAGUCUCUCAAAUGAGAACUCUAGAUAAUCGCUUCUCCUCUGCUGUCACUUUAUAAUAGGAUAGUUUUUUUGUUUUUUUAUUUUUAAUUUAAACAAAUAAUAAUAUUAAAAGAAAAUGAUUAAAUAAAAUAUGUUGAGAGACUGUGAGGGUCUCUGCCGAUGAGGUUGGUCUAAGGUUAAGAUACUCUAUUUCAGUUUUAAGAGCUU